Amphimedon queenslandica is the source of this 576-nucleotide messenger RNA. RefSeq lists its product as uncharacterized. The transcript is spliced from 4 exons. The coding region runs from base 26 to 505 and encodes 159 amino acids. NCBI's taxonomy places the organism in Eukaryota, Metazoa, Porifera, Demospongiae, Haplosclerida, Niphatidae. Gene Ontology annotation, biological process: translation. The record is from RefSeq and is a predicted model, not a curated record. Gene Ontology annotation, cellular component: mitochondrial large ribosomal subunit. Gene Ontology annotation, molecular function: structural constituent of ribosome.
UAACUGUAGGCGUGGCCAUAAUAAAAUGGCUACUUUUUCUUCGAGCAUUUCAAGUUUUUGGAGGCUGAGUCUUUUGAACAGAUACUUUGUGAGCGCAAGGAACCCACAGAAUGUCGUUCCCUCUGUCAUUUUUUAUCGCCCACGCACAUCAAAAUCUAAAGCUAAAUCUAAAUCUAAAAAAAGGACUUCAGUCAAGACAAGGUUGGGUAGUGUUGCUCCUAAUGGUAAGUUCCUUCCAAUAAUGAAUAAGAAGAACAUUCAUCCUAAACUCUACGAGUGCUUACUAGUGAAUCCUGAUGGAUCAACAUAUACCAUACGUACCAUGUACCCUUACAAGAUCAUAACACUACCUCUUGAUCUUAGUAAACUCUCAGAAGAAGAGAUAGCGGCAAAAAAGAAAAAGAAGAUGCUAGAAGAUAAGCCGAAAUUUUAUUCCGAUGAAGACUAUUUGGACGAGAGUGAAGAGAGUUGGGACCAUUCGCAGUACAAAGACUUGUUUAGAUAAUGUUAGAUAAUGUUAUUGUGAACCUGUAUUAUAAAUGAUAUCAAUUAUUGUAACCUGACCCACUCUAGCAA